Messenger RNA from Pocillopora meandrina, 654 nucleotides. NCBI's taxonomy places the organism in Eukaryota, Metazoa, Cnidaria, Anthozoa, Scleractinia, Pocilloporidae. The record is from the annotation of a GenBank genome assembly.
AUGUUAUAUGUUUCAGUUGCAAUAAAAGUAGAAGUACAGUCUAGACAGUAUAUUCUACACCUUGAAAAAACCCAACUUAAAGUGGCAAGAGGCGAAUAUGUUGAAAUGGCAUUGUCAUUUAUGCUGCCCUCCUAUUUGUCUGGAGUACCAUGUGCUGACAACGAAUAUCUUGAGAUUCGUGAUGGUUAUAAUCAGUCUGCCAAUCUAUUGGGUGUAUUUUGUGGAAGAUACAUUAAGUCUUUAAUCCGCCGAUCCAGCGGACAUCACAUGUGGUUAAGACUUUCACCAUCGGGCAGAUACUUGUUAUUUUACCCUAAUUAUUAUGAGGGAAGAGCAGCAAAUAAAACAGGUAGGUCAUUGAGCGUUCUGUUUUUAUAUGUGUCCUGCUUUCAUUAUUAAGCGGAGAUCACAAGUCCUUUUGAAUUUGUUCUAGUUCCUGCAAAUCUAAGUGAAGUAGCGCAGACUCAGUUUGUACUGCUCAACCAUUCUUCAUCUCUGUGGUGCCCGGCGGAAGGUGGACCGGCUCCUCGCAUUGUCUGGAGAAAGAAUGGCGCUGUUGUGCAAAACAGCACGAGUGUUCGACUGCUAAUCAACGUUACUAAAGAAAAAGGGAUACCAACUACAGCUGCGAGGUGGACAGCCAUGGUCAGGUGA